This is a messenger RNA of Entamoeba dispar SAW760, 1689 nucleotides long. RefSeq lists its product as uncharacterized. NCBI's taxonomy places the organism in Eukaryota, Evosea, Mastigamoebida, Endamoebidae. The transcript is spliced from 2 exons. Bases 1 to 1689 code for a protein of 562 amino acids. The record is from RefSeq and is a predicted model, not a curated record.
AUGAUGCAAAGUAACAUCUUGUUUCCUCGUCAAGGAAAAGACUUCCUAUUUUUUAUUCUCCUUUUUGUGUCAUUAGUAACUUUGGUAUUAGCUUCAUUGUGUGUUUAUGUAGGAAUUUUUGUUCAUCUUAAUACUCGUAUUGAAGAUCUUGAACAACCAACAUAUAACACUGUAAGUCAAGUCCCUGUCAAAUUCAUUAUUCCAUGGGAAGCAUUAACUCCAGCCAAAGACCAAGGGUCUCGUUCAACUUGUUGGUCUUUUGUUACUUCUGGGUUCUUAGAGUCUGCCUAUAAUUCUGAAGCUAAAAAGAAUCAUGGUCAUUCUUUAACUUCAUAUGUUUCUUUUAGCGAACAAGUUUUUGGAAUUAAGAUGAUUGAUACAUGUUCUGUACCUAAUCCAAGUCCUUACUGUACAAACGGACAGCGUUCUCAUAAUGCUUCUGAUGGACUUCCUGAGUGGUUGUAUUAUUUUAAAGAUGUAAAUAAUAAAUGGGCAGUACCAGAGAAUGUUUGUCCAUAUAAACCAACAGAAGAUCAAUGGGAUAUUUGUCCAGAAUUGAAUAAGACAUUAGAGUCUAACCCAGUACAAUUUACUGUUAAUAACAUUACUACUGUAUAUUCUAUUUCAGAUGUAAAAAAUUUACUUGUUAAUACUAAAUUACCUGUUACAUGGACACAUGGAGUUUAUAAUAAAGUCUUUAGAACAAAAUGUUCAAGACUUAGUGAUCAAACAAAAAAUGCGGAUUGUGUCAACAAGAGAAUUCCAUGUGAAGGAGAUUAUUGCUAUGAGAUAGAAAUAUCAUCAUUUGAUAAUAAUGGAGUUUUUGAUAUUACUGGAAAGUCAUACAUUUCAGGAGUUCAUUCUAUGUUGAUUGUCGGAUGGAAUGAUGAUUUUAGAAUUAAUAGAAAUGCUCAACAUCGUAAGAUAAAUGAAUAUUCUAAAGGUGGAUUUAUUGUAAAGAAUAGUUGGGGAUUUACUGGACAUAGUGCUGGGUAUUGGAUGUCUAAUCAUUCUACUGUCCAAGAAGAUGCUCUUUGUCCUAAUUUUGGAACAUACCAAAAUUGGAUUCCAAUUGAUUAUGAAUGUUUUAAACAAUCAAUGAAUGCAAGUGAAUGUGCUAAUGGAUUUUAUAGAAUUGUUCAAUUACAACGAUAUAAUGAUGGUACUAUCUUAAAAUGUUCUGAAAUGGCAAAGAAUAUGGAAUAUGCUACAGCACUUGGAUUUGAUUAUUGUGCAAGAGAAGAGAAUAAAGGAAAGGAAUUACGAUUUGCUUUACAAUCAGAAAAGAAUGUUCAAGUGAUUUAUACAUCUGCCCCAAUGGUAAAAAUAAGAUACACCAAUUCAGAAGAAGGUCAAGCAAAAUUCUAUCUUAUGGUAUGGGAGGACGGAUCAAAUACAGUAGAAGAAGUUAUUACUGACCCAACAACAUAUCAAGAAUUAGAAAAGUUAUUUGUUCCAGUGGUGUCAGUAGAGAAUACUAAAUAUUGUGGGUACUAUUUUAUUCCUUAUGAUGUUUUUAAAUUUGGUAAUUCAAGGUUCUUGAAUUAUGGAGAUGACACAAUUGCCUUUAGUUCAUUCAAUAUAACAUUCGACAAAACCUCAUUCUUAGAUGAAAAGAAUGGUGGAUAUAACUAUUCUGCUUUAGAAAAAGAAGUGCAAAUUAAUAAAUUUACACCAUUAGAUUUUUAA